CAGGUUACUGGAGGGCGGAGGAAUAAUAACCUACUCUCUACUGUCUGCCCCAAACUCUCCAGCGGGACAGAAAGCCUGAAGCCCACAUUCACAGCCUGUUACUGCCAGAGGACACAUCUCUCCGUUUUCACUCUCGUUACUACAAACAAUGUGAGGAACAUGGCUGACAGAAGGUCUGACUGGGUGGAGAUCGUGGAGCCGCGCUCGAGGGAGCGCAUGUAUGUUAACCUGCUGACCGGUGAGUGUGGUUGGGAACCACCGCCUGGCGCCCCUGUCCGUCAGUCAGACGGCAACCAGUGGUGGGAGCUUUUCGAUAGCAACAACAAUCGGUUUUACUACUACAACUGUACGAGCCAGCAGACGGUCUGGCACAGGCCUCAAGACAGCGACAUAGUGCCUCUAGCGCAACUCCAAGCCAUGAAAAGGAGCUCUGAAGCUGAUCUCAAGGCUCAAGGGAGGAUCCAGAGAGGACCAGUGGAUGGCAAGCGAACCCCCCUGCCUGGACUGGAUCCAUCAACACUGGAGCAGGAGAGUGGGAGGGAGAUACCAUCGUCUAAUUCCAAAGAGGACAGUCUGGAGAAAAGGGGCCAAGGAAAUAGGGAUGCUGCUCAAAGAUGGCAGCCUGCUCCUGGGUCCAAGGCUGCCAUGUUGGUGAAAGUUAACAGCUUUGGAAGAAAUCAGUCUCUGGGUCCAGCUUCUGCCCUCCACCUACUUCACCUCAACCCCACCAACAACGGCACUUCAUUCAAACCAGGUUACACGGGACAACUCAAUAAAAUGGCAGCUCCAGGAGACUCCAAGCAAGGUUACCACCUUAAAAAGGGGGAUGCCAACUUCUGUCUGCUUUUACCCUCUUCUAUCUCUUCCUCUGGCCACCAGCGCUCUGGUGCAGGUACACCUCGCCCCUCUUCCCCUCAGUAUGGGGCUACACCCUCAGCACCCAUCUAUGAUGAACCUCCAGCACUGGAUGCCCCCAUUUAUGAUGAACCUCCAGUGGAAAUGGAAGUAGAAGGGGCACACCACUUACAUCGAGGUCCCUACUCCACCAGCCUACCAAGGGGAACCCAGCCUCCUAAACUACUUCAGUUCCCUCAUAACAAACACAUCUGCAGCUCCUCAGCUAGUGAGUACAGUCCGGCUGGUCGGGAGUGCAUCAAACAUAUGGUAAAUGUGGAUGCAACAGCAUCCAAGCACCAGCCCCAGAUAUCUAAUGCCAUUGAGGGUACUUCAAGUUCAACCAGCCCUCAAAUUCAACCUCAGUCUCCAGUCUCUGCACAGAUUAAGAAAGAAGUGUCUUUGGAGAAGAAGCAAUCAUGGAGGCUGUUGGAGCCUCGCCACAGCCGUCAAAGCAGCCUCGCUUCUCAGGAGUACCCAGGCCCUGCUGCCGUCACGUAUCAGGACUCAGGAUAUUCCACCGGGCCAUCUCCAAGUCUCCGGAGGAAGAACCGACGUCGUGCUGCUCUAGGCACUGGAUCGGGUCGGCCCGGAUCUGUGGGCAGCAGUGGGGAAUUGAGUGCAUUGAAUGAGAAGCUGAUGGCAGAAAUGAGGGCAGUGGUGAACCGUUCCAAUGCACAUCAUGGAAGCAAGGCCAGUCUGGACACUGAGAUGGGCUCGGAAGCCUCUGGAAGUACUGCACGCUCGCCUGUCAGUUCAUUAAAAAUGGGUGCAAGAGGGGGUGGAUCAAGGGAGGACGUGACAUCAAGCAACCGAUCACUGUGUAGGGCCGGGGCGAGCAACCACGGUGAUGUGAUGCUGUCACCAUUGGUGACAGAGGGGCUUGGAAGCCGACAAAAGAGGACUUAUGAGAAAGUGGAUUCGCUUGAGAAAAGUGGAACAUCACAGACCAGCUUGUCUUCUCCAGAACCACCCAGGUCUUCUUCACAGACAGGAACACUGGAAUCCAAAAUUCAGCAGGACUCAACAACCCGGGACUGUGACCAUGAGCGAGCGGGGCGAGGGAAUGCCCACAUCACUCGUAAAAACAACAACAACAGCCCCCCUCCAUCCAACACCAGCACGGGUUACCAGUACCCGUACUCCACCCUCUGCAAGCCUACACCAGAUACCAACAUGGAAGACUGGGCAAGCAAGAACCUUAACCAGCACACACAAGGCCUUUUUCGUAGACGCGUCUCCAUCGCUAACAUGCUGUCAUGGAACCGUGGCUCCAUUAAGAAACCCAUGCUGAUCACUAAUGAUCGGGCUAUCAAGAAAGAAGCCUGCGAGAUGUUCAAACUGGUCCAGGCCUACAUGGGCGACAGGCCAGUUAGGUUGGACAAACACCAUGCGGCCCUUCAGGUGGUGACAAAGUGCUGGGGGAUGCAAGGUUUGAGGGAUGAACUCUACGUUCAGUUGGUGCGACAGACCACCGAUAACUUGUGUUUGAGAAGCUUGGAGUCCGGUUGGGAGUUGAUGGCCAUCAGCCUAGCUUUCUUCUCACCUUCACCCAAAUUUAGGCACUAUUUGGAAGGCUACAUCCAACGACACCUCGAGCCCAGCAAUGACAAGAAAAUACUCCAGAACAUCAUGGAGCAGCAAGACAUCAAAAACAAGAAGAACUCAAAGUCCAGGAAGAAGAGGAGACAGAACAAUGACGAAGGAGAGGAUGAGGGUCUUCCCAUCAGCACUUACGCCAAGUACUGCUACCGUAAGCUGCAGAAAGUGGCCAUUACUGGAGGCAAGAAGGGUUUGAGGAAGCCCACACUGGAGGAGAUUGAUCACAGUCGAAAUGCCAUCGUGACGCCAUCUCUGUUUGGCAGUGCUCUGGAGCAGAUCAUGGAGAGGCAGAGUGAGCUCUUCCCUGACAGGAAACUGCCUUGGGUGCAGGUGCAGCUCUCCCAGUGUGUCCUGGCUCUGGGUGGAGCUCAGACGGAGGGCAUCUUCAGAGUACCAGGGGAUAUCGAUGAAGUGAACGCUCUCAAGCUGCAGGUGGACCAGUGGAAAAUUCCAGAAAACCUCUCUGAUCCUAAUGUCCCAGCGUCUCUUUUAAAGUUGUGGUACAGAGAGCUGGAGGAGCCGGUGAUUCCACAGAGCUUCUAUAAGCAGUGCAUCAGUCAUUAUGAAGAUCCAGACGCAGCUGUCAAUGUGGUUCAAUCUCUGCCAGAGCUCAACAGACUGGUGCUCUGCUACUUAAUCAACUUCUUACAGGUCUUCGCUCAGCCGGUGAAUGUGAGUAGGACUAAGAUGGACGUGAACAAUUUGGCAAUGGUGAUGGCUCCAAACUGCCUGCGCUGUCAGUCUGACGAUCCCCGAAUCAUCUUUGAAAACACACGCAAAGAGAUGUCCUUCCUCCGCAUACUCAUCGUCCACUUAGACACCAGCUUUAUCAAGGGCUUAAUCUGAGAGUUUGCUCGUUUGUGGAGAAUCAUCCAGGAGAUGAUGGGAAUCGAGACGAACGAUUCUCAUUUUCAAGUUCAGCCAACGUUUUAGACUCACGUCGUGACUCACACAGACAUUAUUUGAGCUGAAUCAUUUGACUCAUUUGAUUGCUCAACAAAACAAAUGCAUGAGCUUUGUCUAUUCGGGUUUGCCAUUUCUUCUGGAUCAAAUCAGCAGGGAAAUACCUUCUUCUGACAAUCAUAAUUGUAAUAACACUCCUGCAAUAGGACUUGCAGAGUAUUUCCUUAAUUUAAUAUGGUAUGAGUGUUCGGACUAUUUAAUAACAGCUGUUUGUAAGCUCAAGUAUGAGUGCAGAGAGAAUUGCUGGCUCCAGUUUUGUGCACAAGGCUGAAGUGAAUUAAUAUUGCAGAGCUCACAUUAUCAAGCAUGAACGGUGAACGCUUGAGGUCUGGUGCCUUAAAUGGAGAAUGUUUGCCUGUGUAGACGAUUCAUAAGUGCCCAUGUACAUAAACACGUCCUCCGUGUCCCAGGCUCCAAACAAACCACAAGCAGUUUUCAAUCUGUCCCAGGGUGGCUUUCCCAGUCGCUCUUUCGUGAGGUAGAAAAUCGUCUUUCCUAAUGUGGGUUGGCUCUAUCGCUGAUGAUUAAGCACUAAACUAUUGCAAACAGAACCAGACUGGAAGAUCUGCUACAUGUUCCCUCCAUCGUAAAAUAUCUGCUGCUCUGACAAAUGAUUCAACAACUACAGCGUAGCCAAGAAUGUCAUGUUCAGAUAUGCCUAGGUCUAAUAAACCAUUUCAGAAGCAAUACAGACCUGAAAUACUGUAUAUGCAGUAUGCUACAUACUAUAUGCAAUCUUAAAAACAUAAAUAUUUUGCCAACUCGUCCAUGCGGUCUGGUCUUACAUGCAGUACUUAAAGCUAAUGUCAAGCCUUUAACACCUAAUUACUAAUAAUAGUUUCAAAAGGUUUUCUGUAAACAAUUCCUGUCUGCCAUUGGUUAAACAAUCAGAUAGCCCUGCCCCAAAAAUAAAAUAACAGUCUAAACACUCAAACUAAAUGUUUACAUGUUAGGGCAAUUGAUCAAAUAAUCCAGUUUUUUGCUAGAUUAUGUUGAUAAUGUGAUGUGGAUGGUUAAAAAGGGGAUGGGGUCACGGUAUCACCCAAACUCUCACACACCCAGUAGCAAGCACACAAUCAUAACACCACAAGAUAAUUGAACAGGAAUGAAAAUAAUGCUGCAAAGGAUGAAAGUCUAACAACAUGCCAGUUGUUCAGCUGACAAGUUUUUUUUUUUCUGAGAGGACUAAAUAAUCAGCAGAUAAAAACUUUAAAUAAUCGUGAAAACAUUUACAAUCUAGGACAUUAAUUCCGUGCCAAAAUGACUGUAAGUCUGUCCCGCACUGCUAUAUUUUAAAUUCAGUAUAGUGUUUACAUCACAGGUGUCAAACUGAAGAGCCACAGUUCUGCACAGUUUAGCUUUAACCCUAAAUUAACACACCUGACCAAUCUAAUUGAGUCCUUCAGGCUUGUUUGAAACCUACAGUUAAGUAUGUUGGAGUUAAGACCCGUGCACACAGAGAUGUUUUUUGCUUGCGUUGUCCGUCAAUGUUUAAUGCCUCAUGACUAAAUAAAGUGCGCCAAUGAGAUUUUGCACACCAAUGUGCAAAACAACAGACGUAAAAGCAUCAUUAAAAAAAAAAA
Danio rerio (zebrafish) is the source of this 5042-nucleotide messenger RNA. The record is from RefSeq and is a predicted model, not a curated record. Lineage: Eukaryota; Metazoa; Chordata; Actinopteri; Cypriniformes; Danionidae.